Molecule: messenger RNA, 1108 nt
Organism: Amyelois transitella
Lineage: Eukaryota; Metazoa; Arthropoda; Insecta; Lepidoptera; Pyralidae
Gene: mRpL44
Product: large ribosomal subunit protein mL44
Exons: 6
Coding region: 88-1056 (322 amino acids)
Biological process (GO): RNA processing
Molecular function (GO): double-stranded RNA binding; ribonuclease III activity
Source: RefSeq, a predicted model, not a curated record
AGUGCAUCUGUCAUUGUCACUUCAGUUCAAUAUUUUUGAAGAGAGUUAUUAGACCAAGAGUUGUAAGAUUUGGGAAAUUACGAAAUUAUGGCUUUAAUUCGGCGUUGUGCGCCUUUAUUUAUAAAAUCUUUGAAAUAUGUGCCUUCAGCUACGCAAGCCCAAAAAAUCCACAGAUAUGUAGCUCCAACAUUGAUUGAGUUGAAAUUGAGAGAGAAAAAGCUCGGAGGUAAAAAAGAAAAUCCAAGAAACACAUUUUUGGAAUGGAACUUAGAGGCAGAGUUGUUUGCUUUCGGAAAGCGUUUAAACGAAGAAUUCGACUCUGAUCUUUUGCUGGAGGCCUUUACGGAUCGCUCAUAUGUUAUCAAGGAGGAAAUGAAACAGAAGGAACUCGAUUUCGAUUUAAAAAUGAAGGAUAACAGACAAUUGGCAGAGGAAGGUGAAAAGUUCAUAAGUGAAUACAUUCAAUUGUACCUAGAAGCUGUGUUGCCCAAAUUUCCAAUGGAGGGGGUCACACAGAUCCGGAGACAUCUCACCAGUGAAGACACAUUGGCACAUGUGAGCUUACAUCUAGGCACAAAGGACAUUAUUCUUGCUGCGGAAUAUCCAUUAGACAAUUACAUACUCUCGAAUGCAUUCAAGGCAAUAGUGGGUGCAUUGUUAAAGUCAUCAGGUGAAGAGAGAGCAGCACAUUUUGUGCGAGACUUCGUUAUUACACAGCUACAAGGUAAAGAUGUGAAUGAAUACUGGCAUAUCGAAGACCCAUGGUCCAUGCUUUGUGAUAUCCUGGCCAAGGAUGGUGCUACUCCAGAGCCAAGGUUGAUUGGUGAGGCCGGGAAGGGUACCCUUUUGGCCUGCUAUAGGGUGGGGCUUUAUGUAGACAAGAAAAUUAUUUCGUCUGGUUUUGGCGAAACUGUACCAACAGCAAAGGAGAUGGCAGCUAGGGAUGCCUUGAAGAAGAUCUUUGGCACCGAGGAUCACAUGAAACCCAUCAACUUUCAGCUAAACGGCAUGCCUAAGCCGCAGUCUCAGACACGUUACCAAAUAUCGGCUAGUUAAAAUAGUUUUAGGAUAGUGUAGAAUAAGUUAAUUAAAAUAGUGCAAUUUUUAA